GACUGGAAGAGUCACCUGAUGCAGGCUGCAGCUGGAGCUGGCCGGUCAGGUGAUGAGGGCGCAUUUUGACGCUCUCUCGAACCUCGCCUUCCCCCUCCUUCUUCAAGGCAUCCCCAUCUCUAUAUUCACCUCGGACACGCUGCAACGCUGCAACGCUGCACCGCCGAAAGUUUCGAAUGUCCACCCAACGUGGUGUCGUGCUUUUCUCCGGGAGUCCAGGCGCUGUUUUCCUUGUCCCUAUCCAGCGGGUUCGAUUCGCUGCUCAGACUAACAAGAUCGCCGUCUCUACAGACUACUCCGACGAAUUUUCCGACUUCCCGUCAUGGCAAUGGUAUAUUGACUAUAUAUCAUAAUUCUAAACGAUUAUCACGGCGAC
This is a messenger RNA of Aspergillus heteromorphus CBS 117.55, 376 nucleotides long. RefSeq lists its product as uncharacterized. The transcript has a single exon. The record is from RefSeq and is a predicted model, not a curated record. Bases 53 to 271 code for a protein of 72 amino acids. Lineage: Eukaryota; Fungi; Ascomycota; Eurotiomycetes; Eurotiales; Aspergillaceae.